UCGUUGGUUGGGUAGGGCGUGUUUUUCGGGGCUGUUAUCAUUUUAUUUGGAGUUUGUAAAUCAGUAAAUCGCGUUCAUUUCGAUAGUCCAUCGACUGAAUUUAGUUAGUAGUGACGCGUCUAGUGUUUAUUAUUAGAUAAUCAGGUGUCGAAUAUACAAAAUCGGUAAUUUUCUUUGCAUUCAUUGUGCGUGUUGCAAGAUGCGUGCUAUCAACUUGUUUACACUGCACGUUCGCGAGAUACAGAUUACAUGCAACGUCUUGCAACUAUCGUUGUGAUAUUAUUUGGGCAAUGGAUUGGAACAUGGACAAUCUUCUUCGGGAUAACCAAGAAAGAACGGUCUUGGUGAAUUCUGCGCCAAAUAUUUGCCCGAGGAUCAACUCUUGGCUACCUGAAGUGGCGUCCGUCUUGUCCGUGUUCCAGCGACUUUCGUGCACCGCGGGAAAGAAAGGACUAAUUUUUGAUGGUUUUGGGGAUUUUGCACCUGAGUCUGACAUCGUAGAAGGACCAUUCUGGUACGAGAAUAUAAGACUAAUUUUUGAUGGUUUUUGGGAUUUUGCACCUGAUUCUGACAUCGUAGAAGGACCAUUCUUGUAUCAGAUUAUUUUGCACCUGAGUUCGACACAUCAUAGAAGGCUGACCAUUCUUGUAUCAGAUUAUAAGUAUUAA
Messenger RNA from Dalotia coriaria, 668 nucleotides. RefSeq lists its product as uncharacterized. The coding region runs from base 291 to 668 and encodes 125 amino acids. The record is from RefSeq and is a predicted model, not a curated record. The transcript is spliced from 5 exons. Lineage: Eukaryota; Metazoa; Arthropoda; Insecta; Coleoptera; Staphylinidae.